This is a messenger RNA of Asparagus officinalis (garden asparagus), 2492 nucleotides long. RefSeq lists its product as uncharacterized. The record is from RefSeq and is a predicted model, not a curated record. The transcript has 4 exons. The coding region runs from base 262 to 2223 and encodes 653 amino acids. NCBI's taxonomy places the organism in Eukaryota, Viridiplantae, Streptophyta, Magnoliopsida, Asparagales, Asparagaceae.
AUAAUAAUCCAAGCUCUAAUUACUGUUUUGUUUUAUAUUUAACAAAAGCGCCAGAGAUUUGCAUUUCCCAUUGCUCCCACUUGCCCUGUGCUUUUCUUCCAUUCCUAGCAUCAGCCAAAACAGGAUCUCUCAAGGCCCAGCUAUCUUUCCAUCAUCUUCAUCUCAAAGGAUUGAAAAGUGAAAAACUUUACUUUAUGAAGAUGAUAGCUGGUACCCAUUUUAUUUAUAUCAUAAUAAAAAUUUCAGCUCAAUAUAUCAAUUAUGGGACUAGAUGUUGUUUUGGAAAGUGAGGACCUUUUCCAAGCAAGGCCAAGGCCAAAAACUGCUCAUCAACCUCCCUGCAUCAGAGCAAAAGUAGAUGAGAAAGAUAUAAAAGAACUGCUUAGGAACAGAUAUAACAACUUAAGGAGAUCAGAUGACAAUUACAGAGAAUUAAGGCCCAGUUAUUCUACUAGUCCCCGUAGGAGAAGCAUGCCAGCAAGGCCGCAUGGUAAAAAUGCCAAAAACUGUGAGGUAAUGAAAAGGGGAUCGGUAUAUCAAAGUUCUAGAGAAUUAAAGAGUAUAAGGAGGUUGAGAGAUGAGAGGAGAAAUGUAGAAUCAACAUGCAGCGAUGAAGGGUUCCUGUCUUUUGAGAUUAAUGAAGCCACUGGCUUCCCCAAAUCAAGAACCUCAUUUAUUGACAUCCAUCCAUUAGCUCCAGUAAAUUCUACCGAAGAGCGUGUAAAGCUCAAUUGCUCUUCCUCAGGCUCUAAGGGGUUUAGCUCACGUUCUAAUGAGAAGAGAGAAAAAGGAUCAGUUGAAGAACAAAAUUCUGAUAGAGACAGCACAUGCAAUCUUCCCAAGUCCUUUUCAGCGAAGGCAGUAAUGUUCAAUACUCCUAGUCAAUUAGAAAAAGGGGCUUCUAAAGCCAGUAAAAAAUUGCGGUUUAGUCCGUUUAAACAGAUGCUGGAUCCUAUUAUGAAAUCAAAGUAUCUGAGAAAUCCAUCUUCCAUGGAAAUAGAAAUUCCUGGAAAUCCUCCAACCAUCAAGAGGCAUAGAGUAUUCCACAAAUCUUCAUCGAAUGAGUUCUCAAAGCCAGCUGAAAAGACGAAUUAUGAUGGUGGGAUGGUGGAACGAGACAAAAUCUUGAUGAUGGUUCCUUCACCAGCUCAUUUACAUGCCACUCUUAAAUUGAAUUACAAGAAUGAUACCCCAUCGUAUGAAUUUGCACUAAAAAAUCCUGAGGAUGUUCUUUUGGCAAAAACAUGGAGAACCGAUAAUGCAUUCAAUUGGGUUUAUACCUUCUACAAAUACAAGAAGAAAGGUACUACCAGCAGUGAUUGUGCUUCCAAAGAUCCUUUAAUUAUCGGCCAAAUGCAAUCUUCUUGUUAUUUAUGUUCAGAAGUUAGCGACACCGCUUCAUUGGAGAGUACCAUAGUAACAGAAUUUGUUCUAUAUGACAUUGCCCAUGCUAGAAAAAGCUUUGGCACGAGUAAUUCAACUGACACAGAGAACUAUCAGCAUCGCCCGAAACGAUGCCCUUCUAGUGAUUUCGAUUCAAAUCCUUCAACUUCUCAUCCGUGGUCAAUGGAUGAUUUGCAUCCUUAUUUAGAGAUAGCUGCUGUUGUGAUUCAAAUUCCUUUUAUUAAGAAAGAAGUAGAAGAAGAUAAAAGUACUGAAGAACGAGGAAUCGCGAAUCAUGCCAAUGUAAGGGUUGUAAUUCCUAGUGGUCCACAUGGACUACCGAGCAGUGAGGAUGGUAGACCCUCGUCAUUGCUUGAUAGAUGGAGAUAUCGUGGAGGAUGUGAUUGUGGCGGGUGGGAUAUGGCUUGUCCUAUUGUGGUGAUCGAAAAUCCAUGCACUGAUAAUUAUGUUGGGGAUUAUUUGGCAAAGGGAAGUCAAUGGCAAAUGGUGCUCUUCGUUCAGGGAAGGAAAGAGAAGAUACCGGCACUAUCGAUAACAUCUAAUGGCAGAGGACAAUAUUCAGUUGAUUUCCAUGCUCAGUUAUCAGCAUUACAAGCAUUCUCCAUUUGCAUUUCUAUACUUCACAGUUCAGAAGCACCCUCUGCUCUCAACCAUGACAACAAGCAAAUGUUUUACUCAAAUUCACUCAAAUUACUUCUUGAACAAGAAGUGAAAAUUUUGCUAGAAGCUGUUGCAGACGACAAAUCGAAUAAGAAGACAGAACAGAUGACACCAUUGUUCAUCCUUGAUCCUCCAUUUUCUCCCAUGGGAAGAGUAUAGAGUUUUAGAGCAUUGCAUUGAAAUAGAGUUAUUUGUUAAAUGUUAGAUUUGAGCAGGGCAAGAAGAGGGUAGUAUCAAUUCUUUGUAGACAUAGUUCAUCAUAUAAUGCUGUAGUUUCUUUUUGUUUAUAUCAUUAGUUACUAGGGAGAAAAUGUUCAUAUGAUGUUAAUAGGAUCAGAUGGUAAUAGGUUUUGGGCUGAAUAAUUUAUAACUGGCGGUAAUAUAAAUAAGUACAAGAUCUACUAUUUUGUUUAUGAAAUGUUGUAAGU